Molecule: messenger RNA, 14286 nt
Organism: Corythoichthys intestinalis (scribbled pipefish)
Lineage: Eukaryota; Metazoa; Chordata; Actinopteri; Syngnathiformes; Syngnathidae
Gene: fyco1b
Product: FYVE and coiled-coil domain autophagy adaptor 1b
Exons: 18
Coding region: 228-4637 (1469 amino acids)
Biological process (GO): positive regulation of autophagosome maturation; plus-end-directed vesicle transport along microtubule
Cellular component (GO): autophagosome; late endosome; lysosome
Molecular function (GO): metal ion binding
Source: RefSeq, a predicted model, not a curated record
ACGUUUCGGUAUAGAAAAAAACACAGGCUAGUGUGGCCAGACUGAGCAAUUUUAAGUCAAGUAAGUCGGACUGUAAACGUUUAUGGGCUAAGGUAUGUUUGUUUUCUACUCUUUUCCACCAGCCUGACCGCCACUUUGCGUGUAUUGACGUUUUCGGGACCCGGAAGUGGGCGGCGAUAGCAGGUGGCUGUACUAUAAAUAGCAUUGGGACGUACCGUAACACGUUGAUGAACUGGUCCACAAUGGCCUCUUCUGCCGCCUCAGUUGACCAGAAUCAGCUGCAGAGAAUCAUCAGAGAUCUCUAUGAUGCCGUUUUUCAGCUAAGUCAAGCGCACAAAGAAUAUUUGGAGCCUGUGACUGAUGACAGCAUCAUCCUGCACAAAUUUUUCUACAAACUUGAGUACCUGCUACAGUUUGACCUGAAGGAGAAGACAACCUUUCUCGGCCAGAGAAAAGACUACUGGGAUUACUUCUGUGACUGCCUGAUUAAGAUCAAGGGUGCUAAUGAUGGCAUCCGUUUUGUAAAGUCCAUCCCCGAGUUAAAAACCUCAUUGGGUAAAGGAAGGGCCUUCAUUCGUUACUCGCUUGUUCACCAGCGCCUUGCUGACACGCUGCAGCAGUGUCUCAUCAAUCAAAAAGUCACAAGUGACUGGUAUUAUGCCCGGAGUCCCUUCCUUGACCCAACCCUUACCUCGGACAUUAUAAACCACCUGUAUGAGCUUAACCAGAUCCAAUUUGAUGUCGCAGCCCGAGGUUACGAUCUCGACAUCGAUUGGCCAGCCUUUGCCAGACGGACACUAGGGUGUGGCUCAUCAUCACUCUUGUGGAGACCGCCCAGUCGUUGCUCCAGUGUGAACAGCCUGGUACAGUUUCAGGAGGUACCAAUUCCAGAAUUGAGUCUUCUCGGACACCUUGCCCCUGGAGACUCAUCCAGUCGCGGCUCUGCAGAAAAUCUUCGCUUUGCGCUCGAUCAAUCUGAACUCAGGCAGCAAGAGCUUCUGAGACAGGUGGAUGAAUUGGGCAGAGAGGCGGCUGAGCUGAAAGAUGUUAUUAAGGAUCUUAAGGACCAGUUGCUAGCAGCUCAGAAGGCCAUCAGCUCGCCGUGCCAUUCGAAAGUCACGGCAAGCAUGGAUGUCCGUAACCACUAUCAAACGUGUUGGGAAGAAAAAAACUGUGACCUUCAAGACAGACUCACUGCUACUGAGAACAAAAACAUGGAGCUUCUCUCUAAACUGGAUGAGACUAUUAAUAAAAAGGGCAAACAAGCAACAAGCUUCUGCGACUCUGCCUGGAAGAUCCAUGAACUCCUGGAAAAACUUAAGUCAACAGAGGAGAAAAGGUUGGAAGCCAAGAUGGAAGCCGAGGACUGGGCCAGGAACUGUGAGCGUGUUUCUCAGGAGCUCAAACUUAGGGAAGAGGAGUUAAGGAACUGCACAGAAAAACUGGCCGAUGUCAAAUCCCGGGGCCAGGUUGAGCGUGAUGAAACCCUAAAGCGCUUAGAGGAGCUCCAGGGUGCAGUCGGUCGUAUUCAGGGUGCGUUGACAUUAAAAGAAAAGGAGAGCGGGAAUUUGCGAGCCCAGCUUCAGGGGCUGCAGUCUUCGUUGGAGUGCAGAGAACGUCAGGCGGAAGAACUUCGAAGGAGGCUUCAGGAAGAGCGCGACGAGAUUGAGCGCCGAUGUACCGAUAGGGAUAGCCAGAAUGAAACCCUGGAGGUUCAGUUGUUGGACUUGCGAAAAACCCUAAAAAGCAGAGACACCGAGCUUUCCAUCAGCUCUGAGAGAAUCAAGCAUUUGGAAGAACAUCUAGAAAAAUUGAAAGUAGAGAAACAUAGUCUCAUUUCUAAACUUGAUGAAAAUGAUGUGAAGGCCUGCGAGGGAACCGGAAACUUCAACAACUACAACUCUCAUUACUGUGAGCUUAAAGGGAUCAAUGCCACGCUACUGCAAGCAAUCAAGAAAAGCGAGGAGAGCAUCGCCGAGAUGACUCAGGGCAGAGAAGCCAUGUUAGUCCAACUCGCCACUCUUAAGGCUUCCGAGAAGCACUUGAAGGGAAGGGUGGAAGCUGCCGAUCUGUGCGUAAAAGACCGUGAGAAGAAGCUCCUUGACGAAAAUAAGCAUUUGGAGGAGCUUGUCCAGAAGAUUCUUCUUGAGAAGGAGCAAUUAGAAGCUCAAAAAAAGAGCACUGAGCAUGAAAACAAGGAACUCGUUGAGGGCCAGUCCUCAUUGAAAAAACAACUCGCAGAUGCCCAUGAAGAAUUGAACUUGCUCAAUGCCAAAGUUUCAAACUUGGACGAGAAUCUCACAGAGUCCCAAAGAAGCCACGCAGAACUGCUCGUAAAACUCCAGCAAACGGAGGUCAAGCUCAAAGAACAGAUGACUAAAUGUGGUCUUCUGCAAUCUCGAGCUGAGGAGCUGGAGAGCAGAACCUUGGAGCAACAUCAUGAAAAAGGAGCGGCAGAGAGCAAUGAAAAAAUGCCAAAACUUCAUGAAGAUCAUUUACCCACUGAGAGCAAAGAGGCACCGUUUAGGUUGGUGCUCGCUGAGGCUCAGCUAGAGCUCAACCUGAGGGAAGUUCACCGCCUCAGAGAGGAGGUAGUUGAGCUCAGGGCUCAGCUGCUUGCUGGGACGGAGGAAAAACUCAAAGCUCAGGCCUGUCAGGAGGUAACAGAGGCCUCCAGAGAGGACCUGCGAAUCUUGGCAGAACAGCUCAAGGGUCAAGUUGAGGAGCUCAACAGACGGCAUGUAGACGAAAUCCUGCGUUCUCGUGAGCGCGAGGAGGCGUUGACUCGUGAGCGAGACUGUGAGGCUCUGGCUCGUGCUGGCCUAGCUGCGGAGGUGACGGCUUGCAGGGAGGAGAUGCAUGCUCUCAAGCAACGCUAUGACGCCUUGUGCCAAGAGAACUGUGACUCCGGCGAAGCCCUACACCGGGCCAAUACUGAAACGGCGGAACUUGGCGUUCGCGUCUGUAUGCUGACAGCUGAAAAUGAAGAGGCUCGUCUGCGGUGGGAGAGCCUCUCUAAGAGGCAGAAAGCACUGGAGGAGGAGGCAGCGCAAGAGGCGUCUAGGCUGGACGCUUGCACAGAGCAGCUCCGCCGGGAGAAUCAGCAGCUCCUCAGCAAGCUCCGUCACCAGGACGACCUUUGGACAACAAUGCACAAGCUGCAGGAGGACCUGGCCAAGGCACAUGAAGAGGCGGAGACAUUGCAGGAGAGGAGCCGACAGGAGAUAGAGGCGCUCAAUUUGGAGCUUAGCAACCAGGCUAUCAGCCACAGCAGCCAAAUGCAGAGUGUCAACGAAGAAUUAAUGGAUGAGAGGUUACAGAUGAUGAGCGAGCAGGAGAAAGCAUUUGAGGUGGAGAGAAAGCUAAAGGGCUUGGAGGCUGACACGCAGAGAUACCGACAGCAACUCACUGAGAAAACCAUCCAGAUGGCCCAGUCGGAAAAUCUUCUUCAGCAAAAAGAGGACGAGCUAAUCCAUCUGAGAAAGAAUUUAUCAAGAUGCCAAGAGGAGUUGGAUAAGGCUCAGCGGGCGUGUCAGGAGCUGAGGGACACUCUGCGGAGGGUCACCCUGGACAAACAGAAUUUUGACCUGAGGACAGCUGCUGAACUUGACGAUCUCUACCGCACCAAGGUCAACCUGGAAGAAAGGCUGGUGGAGCUCAUCAGGGACAAAGACGUGCUGUGGCAGAAGACAGACGCGCUGGAAUUUGAGCAGAAGCUGCGCGAUGAGGAGACGGACCGCGACCUCAACUACUGCCUUAGCUGCCACACCCCAUUUGGCUGGUGGCUCCGCAAACACAACUGCAGAUUUUGUGGUCGCCCCUUUUGCCACUAUUGCCUGGGAAAUGCGACGAGCAACCAGCCGGGAGGCAUCAGAGAGCGUUGCUGCCGGGACUGCUCCAAACAGCAUGGCACGGAGGCUGAGCACCCCCCACAGGAGGAUACUUUCACCAGCAUGCCAAGCUCAGCACUGAGCCGUUUGCUGCAGCCUCUGAGAGCCGUGACAGGCGUUUUGGAAGCAGGUGAAGGCAACAAAUUGGAGGAUGGCGUGUUUGACAUCAUCACAGAGGAGGAAGUGAGCGGUGUCUCAGAGAGUGACUCGUUUGCCACGGCCUGCUCUUCUGGAUUUGGACAGCAGGAGGCAGCACAACUAAACAACAGCAGCACUAGUGCAGGAGACGUCUCAUCUGAAGACCCCGAGGAUCACCCUGGCACUGUGCAGGACGCUGAGAUCUGCCUGCUGAAAUCGGGCGAACUGACCUUGGCAGCCCACUUCAAGGUGGAUGAUAUCUCUAGCUUCGGGGACAGCUCUCGGGAGCUCUUCAUCAAGUCGAGCUGUUACAGCACUGUACCCAUCAGUGCGGGCUGGCCAGGCGCCACUGUCACAUGGACAUUCACCUCGGAACCCAAAGGCAUAUCCUUCAGCGUAGUUUUCCGGGAGAGUACGCAGACACCGCUGGAGCAGGCUAAGGUCUUGAUUCCGCUGACGCGCUGCAAUUCUCACAAGGAGACAAUAAGGGGUGAAAUGAAAGUCCGUAAAGCAGGAGAAUACGUACUUAUCUUUGAUAACUCCUUUUCGAGGUUCAUCUCCAAGCGAGUGAUGUAUCAUCUGGCUGUGGAUGUGGAUAACCUCCCAUGAAAGGAAAUGCAUGUCAAACAGGUUUCCGUCAAUGCUGUCUGGAGCGUAUGGUAACUUGAAGCAGAGUCUAUUUGACACAUGAAAGCUCAGUAAAAUGUGAGGGCACUUUAGGAACAUCAUUGACUAAGGCACAUAGAAGGAUGUAAUCGUAGGCCACAGGGGAAAUACAUUGUAUUUGUUAUUAAUCCACUGAAUUAGAGCAUGUAUUUUUAUAUCAGUGGUAGAAUUAAGCUUAAGGACACUCAGUGGGACAAAUUUGUGACUAGAAUCCACGCAAGAUCAUUAAGAAAAAAAAACUAGCAAAACAGUGGCUUCAAUUACUUGUAGACAAUAUUCGGGUUAAGUAGUCAGUGUUCAGUAUUUUUUUAGACAUUUGGAAUAAUCUCUACAUUUUUUUUUUUGCUCAUCUUGUUGUAAAUCUCGUUACUCAUCCUCACACCUAAAGCAUUGUGUGAAGGUUUUUUCUUUUUUUUCUUGCCAUGUACUCUUUUAGACAGCAACAAGUACUCCGUGUACUCAAGACCAAGAAUUCUUAUUAAUGUAGCAUACACAGAAGCUCCUUUCAAAGAGGCUACAUGGCCAGAUGUUCCCUUCAGAAAAGGUUUAACUCAGGGGGAGUAAUCAGGUUAAAAAAAUAAAUAAAUAAAUGAAUAUGAGCAUAUUCUUACUUAAGCUAUUACAAUAGGAAAUAUGCCCAAAGAUACUGGAGAACAUUUCCCACUAUGUAUCGGGAUCCAUCAGAGUUAAGUGAACGCAAUUCAGUAUUGCCUGAAAUUCCUGUUAUCAUCUUUAUUGUUCCAUAAAAAAAUAAUAUGAUGGUAACACUAGGGAAAUGUAUUUGUUGUCAAAUCAACAUUGUUCAUCACAUUGAUGCAAUAAGCUUACUUGUUUGAUUGAAAUUACUAACAUAAGAUGUGGAAUUGGUAUUUUUGAUGUAACAUAAUUGUGUUAUAAGCCUUUAUUGGAGAAGCACUCACUAUUUAUAUCCUAAACAUGUUUUCUUAAUGUAUGCAUUUCUUUAUGGUUGCCUUUUAUUAAUGUCGACAGUGAUUACAAAUGGGAUUGUUGUGAUGCAAUCAUGAUUACCCAUAAAUGUGCUUGAUUUUCUCCUUUAAAACUAUGACCAUUCACCUCAAGUCGGUUAUAAUUUUAAUGCUUGGUAAUGUUCAGAAUGUGUACUUUCUGUAACUCAAAUGUUAAAAAAUGAAGGGUUGAAAAAGAAAAUAGGGUGUCAAAAUGUGCUUUAAUUUUAUGAUAUUUUAAACUUGAGAUAACACUUAAAGUAUGAUUAAGAAAGUCUCGGUAGAAUAUAAUGUAUGAAUGUGAUGUAUAAUGUAAAAUCAGUCAUGGUUUGAGGAAACAGGGCAUUUUGACAGUGACCGAUCACAUUUUUUCCACCCUUAGUCACUUAUGGGUGGUCGACUGUUUUGGCUAUUAAUGAGGACAGUGUGUUUCAUUGGGCUUCAUUCAUUAUGAAACCACUUUGUGGUGCUGUUUUUUUUUUCUUCCGCUUCUUCGUCUGUCCACAUAUUGCAUAUUUAUUGAUCUGUGGAAAGUUGGGUUAGUCUCAUGUGUCAUUCAGUGAAGCUAAUAAUAGAUGAUGAUCCCUUUAUGCAGCAAUGCUACGCUGCAGUGAGAAUGUUAAAAUGUGAAUACUAAAAUCCAAAAUAGUCAGUUACUCCUAUUAAGUAAAGCAGGUGGAUCAGCAUUUAGUUGGCAGGGCUGCAGCACAUGCUUUAAAUUCCCCGAAUAGGCUUUGACACGAGUCUGAUCCGAUCAGGGGUGAAUCCCGCAGGUAAGGGCUAUUCUUAUAAAUCCCUGGCUGCAAUCAAGCAUAAUGAAUGACUUGAUACUUGAGUAUUUUUUGGGGGGAGGGUCAAAGUUAGUAAACCUUUCAUGUCCAGGAAUCAACUUGAAGUCACCAUGCUCAUUUGCAACCACUAGGAGGGAAUACAACUUAAAGCAACACUAGGUACCUUUUCAGUUUUGGUCGAUUUUAGCGACACCGGUGGACAAAAAUGGUAGUUUUUUGUUUUAAAGUGCCUGUGACACAAAAAAGCAUGUUCAUUUCAUAAUACACGCGGUGCUUUAUGCUCCUGAAUGAAUUGGACGACUUGGAUGUGUGGGGAAGCGAUCGCUAUAUUUAUUUAGUUUUUUUUAAUCCCGCGCCAUGAAAAUGAGUGACUUCUGGCAACCGUCUUGAGUUGAGAAAGAGGGCGUUGUGACGUGAACGGAGGAAGGAGUCCUCUUCACUAUACAGCCGUACUGUUGUAUGAGAAGGACUAAGGAUUCAGCUGAUUUUGCGGAUUAAUACGUUUAUUUUUCGCAUCAUGACAGCCAAGCGGCUGCAGAAAAAUCUUGCUGUAACGAGGGAGAGGCGUGUGCGCCUGUUUGGGGUUUCAAAAGGUUACCAUUCACCGGUGGAUAUUGGCCAAAACAAGCCCUACUACUGUUGGACCAUGAAUUACGAGGAAGUGAGUAAACAUCGUGUUUUGUAUUAUGUCAAAUACUGGGAUCAUUUUAAUAUGUAGGUGGCUAGCAUUUUGUGGCUUACAUGCUCUUUGUCCCCUCGGCCGACUACCAGCGGCUUGUCGAACAUCCCCCCGCCGGGAGAGCACUAUACUCGGCUUAUUCCCCUCUUCAUGUGCCCGGUGUUCUGUCAAAUUUUCCGAACGAUCAGAAAUUGCAACUUUGUGUUAAAAAUAGCCACGAAUACAGCGAUUAAAAAGUAAACACUACAAACUUUCUUUAAAUAAAGGACUACUUACGUUUGAUCAUGGAUUGGCAUGUACUGUAAAAAGCUCUCCUCAUACACAUUAGCUGCACAUGUUAGCUGCACAACAACUGCAGCCGCCCUCCUCCACCGAGUGUCUCGCUGUUUACGACUUCGCCGUGUAGUAAAGCAUUAUUUUGCCAUAUUCGUGUUGACCAAUUGGCAGCUACAUGCUCCUCAGACGUCGGCCGGUUUGUUCGGUGGUAAUUGUCCAGCUGCUUCCCCGGCGAGCUCUCCUGUCGGUAGUACCAGAGGAACGAGCUGUAAAUUGCUCUCCGCCGGGCGGUUUGCCAAGCGUCUAAGACAGUCGAAAACUCAGUCAUCAUGUGAAAUGAUCCGGGCUAGUUAGGUGUGAAUUUCCGCUUCAAAGACUUUGAAACAUCACUCGGUUCGGGUUAACAUGUCGGCUAGCUGUCACGCCUCUUGGAUUGUUUACAUUCUCCGAAGCCGGGGAAGGGAAAUGACAUAAGCCCAAUUUAGUUGGCAUAAAAUAUCAUUCGGGAGGUGCGACAGUAAAGGUGAAGUCGACAGUUUUGACCAUUGUGGAGUAAUUUUACCAUGUCGUCUUGAAUAAAUGCAUUUUUAUUAUUUCACAUUCCAUUUAGCACAUUUUCACAUAAUAAUCCUAUUUAAGACUUUUUUUCUCCUGUCGUAAGCACUUUUAAAGUAAAGUAAAUUAGCAUGUCGCCUAGCUCUCACGCCUCCUGUUUUGUUUACGCUCUUUCCUCCGUCUCCGAAGGGAAAUGACAAAAGCCGGACUAUCUCUGGUGGCAUAAAAUACCGUUCGAGAGGUUUACGAAGUCGGCAAUUUUGACCAUUAUGCAGUAAUUUAGCCCAGUCGUACUGAAUAAAUGCUUUUUUUUUUUUUUAUAUAUUUCAUAAUCCAUUUUGCACACAUUUAUUAGUCAUGACCAUACCAUGUAUUUAGCAAUUAAGGAAAAUACUUCUGAAUAUUCCCCCUCAAUGGGCUGAAAUCUUAAAUCAGCUGAAAUCGUUACUCUGCCAACGUCAUCACCCAGAUGGAGGCGCUAGAGCGCUAUAAUGACAGGCGAGGCUAAACAGCAGAUUAAAAGACUAAUUUCUCGUCAUCUACGCAUUGCCAAAUUGUUGUAUAUAGUUGAAUCGUCUCAAAAUAUGAUUUUAAUUCACAUGAUAAUGCUAUUUAAGCAUUUUUUAUCGUGUCACAGGCACUUUUAAGUAAGAGUGCAUUUCCUAUGAGCACCAGCGCACAACCCCAUGGUGUUGUAAAUUCAUCAAUCAAUCAAAAAUCAAUCUCCUGGUCAUAAUUGUAAUAUAAUACAAUUAGUAAUAAGGUAAUGUAUCAAGUUGUGGCUAAACAUAGCAUAUGACGGUUAGCAAUACGUAUGGCUAACCCCCCCACCCCAACCGAACUCGUCAGCGCUGAUGAGUUCAUUUAAGGGGGGGGUCACAGCAGAGAGCGAAAGUCAGGCCAAUGUUUAUUCUGUAUAUUCUAGUAGCCUCCCUUUUUUUCCUCUUCAGACAAAACUUUUUGCCUCUUUGUUGCUCUGCCAUCCUUGCAGAAUCGCAUUGACCUCCAUCUUUUUAAUGAAUGGGGAAAGGGGGAAGUGAUGUUUGCUGCAAAGCAGUCAGCACUUUUGUAGUUUUUUUUUUGUGUGUGGCAGAGUUCCUGCAACCUCCUCAAAGUUAAUAAGUGCCGGUAAAAGCGAUACAGACAGACCCUUUCAAGAUGUAAAAGAGGUGUCAUUCAACUAGGUGUCAGUUGACAUAUUAUCACAAAUGUUAUGAAAAUAUAAAGGUUAAAAGGUUACCUAGUGUUGCAAGGUUCAGUUGGUUCAUGGACCCAAAACUGAUCAACUUUUCAUCCUAAAUCUAAAAUCAUUUAAUCAAGCGGUUGUCUUUUGUCCUAGAGGAAAGGUGCCAAACUCGAGGCCCAGGGUCAGAUCUGACCCAGCACAUUAUUUUGUGUGGCCCGCGAAAGUAAACUAUGCAGAUCAAAAUACUGUUUCUCGCUACAAUAAAAAAGAAUCAAAUUUCUGUAGCCCUUGAUGAAAGAUUGAGAACUACAGAAAUUGGAGAAUAGUCAGUUUUUUUCUUUAUAAAAUUAAUGAUUAAAUAAACUUUUUUUAAAUUAAAAAAAAACAAAAAACAUAAUAUUUACUGUCAUUGAUAUUUUUUUAAUUAAAAAAAACACUUAUUGAAAAGAGAAUAUUUGCAAUUUACAUAGUAAUUUUUUACUGCUUUUUCCUUUUUUUUUUUAAAUACAGAAAAAAAACCUUUUGGGGGGGAUUUUGAAUGCAUGUAGUUUUAAAACACAGAGAAUAUCGGCUAUUAAGAAUUUAGUAUAAAUUAAAUAGUAUAUGCAACAUAUUAGCAGAGGUGCACCAAUUAAUCGAUUAAUCGACAACUAAUCAAUUAACAAAUGAAUCGACACCUAUUUUGAUAACCGAUUAAUUGUGUAGAAUCUUCUUCACCUUUAACGUGUCUAAAUUCUUUGAAAUUAUAACAUAAAUAUAACAUCAGUUGUAAAUAUUAUCAGAUUUCCUCAUUAUAUUUUUGUCAAGUCAAAGUAGGACAUGAUCAAAAAUAUGCUUUUACUUUGGAAGACAACAAUUCACAUUUCUGCCAAUUUUUUGACUUAUUACUGUCUAUACUACCUUCUUAAUAAGGCUGCAACAACUAAUCAAUUAAAUUGAUUAAUAAAUAAGUUGCCAACGAAUUUGAUCAUCGGUAUUGUAGACUACAGUUAAGUCAGGAAGCUGUAAUAAAGUAUUGUUUUUGAAAGAAAUAGUCAUCCAGUUUGUCCUCAUUGCUACUUACAACAUGCCGAAAACAACUUUAAGUUAAGUUUUGGAGGUAAAUUAAUAUAGUGACAUUUAUCCAAUAAUUUAUUAAUCAUUAAUUAGUUGUCCGAUUAAUCAAUUAUGAAAAUAAUCGUCAGUUGCAGCCCAUAAUAUAUAAAUAUACAGUGCUGCUCGAAAGUUUGUGAACCCCACAGCGAUGGUCAGAUUUUUUGUAAAAAAAACUAAAAUAACCUUAUUAAAUGUUAAGUUAUACCCAAAUCCACAAUACUGACAUUCCAAAUAAUGGACUGAAACAAAAGAAAUAGUUAUAUUGUCAUUCUUUAUUUAACAAAAGUGGUUGAUUUAAGAAAAACUCAGAUAUCAUGUGUGCAAAAGUAUGUGAACCCCUUCAGUUAAUAGGAUAUUGCGCCUCCUUUUGCAGAGAUUACCUCAACCAAACGGUUUCUGUAGUGACUAAUCAGCCUCUCACAUCUACUUUGGGGGAUUUUUGCCCAUUCUUCCUUGCAGAACGCAGUCAGUUGAGAGAGGUUUGAUGGGCGUCUGGCAUGAACUGCUCGCUUCAGGUCCCGCCACAGCAUUUCAAUGGGAUUUAGGUCAGGACUUUGACUGGGCCAGUCCAGAACACGAAUCUUCUUCUUUUUCAGCCAUUCCUUGGUUGUAUUGCUGGAAUGCUUUGGAUCAUUAUCAUGUUGCAUGAUCCACCUUCUGCCAAGCUUUAACUUCAAAACAGAUGGCGUCAGGUUAUGUUCUAGGAUUUGACAAUAUUCCUCAGAAUUCAUGAUUCCCUGGACUAUGUGGAGUUGUCCAGGUCCUGAGGAUGAAAAGCAAGCCCAGAUCUUGACAUUCCCACCUCCAUGCUUCACUGUUGGGAGAAGGUUCUUUUGGUGGUAUGCAGUGUUGACUUUUCGCCAGACAUGGCGGUUUUGGUUGUGACCAAACAGUUCAAUUUUGCACCUACAUCAGUUGAUGAAAACUCUUUUUAAUUUAGUCUCGACAACACAACUGUUAAAAAAACAAAAAAAAACUACUGAAUUGAUUGAUUAGGAAAUCAGGUUGAAAUAAUAGAAAAUUCCAAAAUGUUGAGGGGGUUCACAAACUUUUGAGCAGCACUGUAUAUUAGGAUUAGAAUUUAGAAUAAAAGAAUUUAGGUCAACAUCGCCUAAAAUAGUUGUCGAUUUCGUUGCUAAGAGAUUAGUUGAUGAUUAGUUAAUGAAUCGUGGCAGCACUACUUGGCCGAUAUAAUAGCCCUCCGAAGGAAACCAUCAAUACAAAUGUGGCCUCUGACAAUGAUGAGUUUGACCUAGAGAAAGUCCCUUUCAAAGCACCUGGCAGACCAUCCAAACCACGCUAGCGUCUAUGAAUUCCAGUCAAGACGCAGGACUUGACCCAUCUCAGGGUUAGAAGGGCUAUUAGAUCUUUGGUGAUAAGGUAAUUAGUAGGAAUUAGCACUGUUAUCAAACGCCGUGAAAUCCAAAAGAUAAAGCUGUCAUGCAAGCCAUUGUUGCCACAGAGGAAAAUAGGACUCAAGGGGUAGGCAGGUAGGUAGGCUGGCUGAUACUUGAUCAUAAAUCAAAUGAAAUGGAUUAUGCCAGAAAUUGGAACACUAAUUGACCACCAUACAUGCUAUUUUGGGCUUGAGGCAUUCUUGACUACAAGGGAGACCCAAGGAUUGGUAGGUAGCAGUGGCGGAUGAUGGUUUUUCAAUUAGGGGAAGCUCAAAGUGUGUCCACCUGUGAGUGCUUUGUGACAGUGGAGGGGCUCAGCGGCACCCACUGCUUGGCAGGGAAAGAAACUACAGGGCCAGAAGUCAAGUCUCCAAACACAAGCAGCUACAAAACAAAGAGAGAUUAAUGUACAUCUCAGAAGCUAAUCAUGUAGCUACAGUGGGGCAAAUAAGUAUUUAGUCAAUCACUAAUUGUGCAAGUUCUCCCACUUGGAAUUAUUAGAGAGGCCUGUAAUUGUCAACAUGGGUAAACCUCACUCAUGAGAGACAGAAUGUGGAAAAAAAACAGAAAAUCACAUUGUUUGAUUUUUAAAGAAUUUAUUUGCAAAUCAUGGUGGAAAAUAAGUAUUUGGUCAAUACCAAAAGUUCAUCUCAAUACUUUGUUAUGUACCCUUUGUUGGCGAUAACGGAGGCCAAACGUUUUCUUUAACUCUUCACAAGCUUUUCACACACUGUUGCUGGUAUUUUGGCCCAUUCCUCCAUUGAGAUCUCCUCUAGAGCAGUGAUGUUUUGGGGCUGUCGUUGGGCAACACGGACUUUCACCUCCCUCCACAGAUUUUCUAUGGGGUUGAGAUGUGGAGACUGGCUAGGUCACUCCAGGACCUUGAAAUGCUUCUUACGAAGCCACUCCUUUGUUGCCCUGGCUGUGUGUUUGGGAUCAUUGUCAUGCUGAAAGACCCAGCCACGUCUCAUCUUCAAUGCCCUUGCUGAUGGAAGGAGAUUUUCUCUCAAAAUCUCUCGAUACAUGGCCCCAUUCAUUCUUUCCUUUACACAGAUCAGUCGUCCUGGUCCCUUUGCAGAAAAACAGCCCCAAAGCAUGAUGUUUCCACCCCCAUGCUUCACAGUGGGUAUGGUGUUCUUCGGAUGCAAUUCAGUAUUCUUUCUCCUCCAAACACGAGAACCUGUUUUCUACAAAAAAAAAAGUUCUAUUCUGGUUUUAUCUGACCAUAACACAUUCUCCCAGUCCUCUUCUGGAUCAUCCAAAUGCUUUCUAGCGAACCACAGACGGGCCUGGACAUGUAAUUUCUUCAGGAGGGGGACACGUCUGGCAGUGCAGGAUUUGAGUCCCUGGCGGCGCAUUGUGUUACUGAUAGUAGCCUUUGUUACUGUGGUCCCAGCUCUCUGUAGGUCAUUCACUAGGUCCCCCCGUGUGGUUCUGGGAUUUUUGCUCACCGUUCUUGUUAUCAUUUUGACGCCACGGGGUGAGAUCUUGCAUGGAGCCCCAGAUCGAGGGAGAUUAUCAGUGGUCUUGUAUGUCUUCCAUUUGCUCCCACAGUUGAUUUGUUUACACCAAGUGUUUUACCUAUUGCAGAUUCAGUCUUCCCAGCCUGGUGCAGAUCUACAAUUUUGUCUCAGGUGUCUUUCGGAAGCUCUUUGGUCUUGGCCAUAGUGGAGUUUGGAGUGUGACUGAAUGAGGUUGUGGACAGAUGUCUUUUAUAUCGAUAAUGAGUUAAAACAGGUGCCAUUAAUACAGGUAACAAAUGGAGCCUCGUUAGACCUCGUUAGAAGAAGUUAGACCUCUUUGACAACCAGAAAUCUUGCUCGUUUGUUGGUGACCAAAUACUUAUUUUCCACUUUAAUUUUUUUCCACAUUCUGUCUCUCAUGGUUGAGGUUUUCCCAUGUUGACAAUUACAGGCCUCUCUAAUCUUUUCAAGUAGGAGAACUUGCACAAUUGGUGGUUAACUAAAUACUUAUUUGCCCCACUGUAGGUGUGUUAAUGAUAGGUAGCAAUAAGAAUUUAGAGAAUUUUCAAACCCAAUUUUGGAUUGGUCACAUUUCUUAUUAGGGACGUACAAGAUUGUAACAAUAGUUAAGGAGGAGGAUUGCAUGAUGGGAAGCGCAGUAGUAUGAGCAUCCUUGGAUCUUUUGUUGGUUGGUGUUUGUACUACGGAGUUAGUUUGGAAGAUUCGUAUUUUAACUAGAAAUAAUCAUAAAGGGGUAUCCUGGAAUGGUGGGAGAAGGAAGUUGGUAUCUACUUUGUAGAUACCUACUGCAUAAUGUGCUUUUAAUGUGCAUAUAUAAUGUGCAACAAUCCUCAAAUCUCAUUAUGUUCAGAUACCUUUAUUCCAUGCCUGUAACAUUUUUUGUAACAGAAUUUAUCUCUGUAUACUGCCAAAUCGAUGAAACUUGACUUGGAAAAAUGUAAAUAUUCUAUUUAAGAGAAUAAUGAGUGGUCAAAAGAAGUUUAAUUUUGUCAUUGUACCACAUUUACGCGUAUGUGACAGCUGAAAACGGCACAUUUUCUUACUCUUCCAUGGUACCACAUGUAGUGGUAGUUUACAGAGGCCAUAGCAAUCAUUGUUUACUGGACUGUAUUGAAAUGUUUACAAGCUCGACAUUUAUUGUAGAAUGGAUUAAUAAAAAGACUU